UGGGGUUAGGUCCCAUCAUGGCGGCUGAAGAGGCGGAUGUGGAUAUCGAAGGGGACGUGGUGCCGGCCGCGGCACAGCCCGGAAGUGAUGGAAAUACAGCAUCUGUUUUACAAGAUCACUAUCUUGAUUCAUCGUGGAGAACUGAGAAUGGUCUUAUUCCUUGGACUCUGGAUAGCACCAUCAGUGAAGAGAACAGAGCUGUCAUUGAGAAGAUGUUGUUGGAAGAAGAGUAUUACUUAUCUAAAAAAUCACUUCCAGAAAAAUUCUGGCUUGAUCAAAAGGAAGAUGAUAAAAAAUACAUGAAGAGCCUGCAGAAAACAGCAAAAAUCAUGGCACACUCUCCUACAAAAUCAGCCAGUUACUCAGUAAAGUGGACGAUAGAAGAAAAAGAGCUGUUUGAACAAGGGCUGGCUAAAUUUGGCCGAAGGUGGACCAAAAUUGCAAAACUAAUUGGAAGUCGCACUGUUUUACAAGUUAAGAGUUAUGCCAGGCAGUACUUUAAAAAUAAGGUAAAAUUAGAUGGUCCAGAGAAGGAAACACCAAAUCAGAAGAGCAGCAGUGAUCUUCAGAUUAAAAAUGAAGGUGAAGGCACAAAGGCAUGGACGCCAUCAGAUCUAAGGGGACGUGCUGAUCCCAACUUGAAUGCUAUAAAAAUUGAGCAGUUAUCUGAUGAUGAAGAAAUAGACAUCACAGAUGAGGCAGAUGAGUUGACUUCUCAAGCUCCCCAAAAGAAUUCUAGCAAUGAUGUCUUAUUAAAUAUUCCUAGUAGUAUAAGUCAUGAAUCCAGCCAAGGGGAAUUUAUUGCUUCUUACAACCAAGAAGAUUCUGUAUCUAAAUCUUCCAAGGAAUAUUUUCAGAAUAUAAAGCAGGGAGAGAUGGAAGCACUUUCAAGCUCAGGAAGUAAAUUUUGGACUGAAACACAGAACACUAGUGACAAAAAGUCCCUUGAAUUAAAUGAUCAGAAAUGUAAUAAAAUGAUGAAAAACUCUGAAAAACAUGAUGGAAGUGGAAUAAUGGAUGAUGCCAGGCCAUUGUCUUCUCCAGAGCCUUGUGAAAUUCAGAAAGACUUGAGUGAUAAUGAAUUGCUUUUUCAUUCUUCCUAUCAAAUGGAGGACGAGAGCCAUGAGGAAGAAGAGCUUAAGCCACCAGAACAAGAAGUAGAAAUAGAUAGAAAUACCAUUCAAGAAGAAGAAAAACAAGCAAUUCCUGAGUUUUUUGAGGGACGCCAUGCUAAAACACCAGAACGCUAUUUGAAAAUUAGGAAUUACAUUUUGGAUCAGUGGGAGAUAUGCAAACCGAAAUACUUAAAUAAGACCUCAGUACGUCCUGGCCUGAAGAACUGUGGGGAUGUUAAUUGUAUUGGACGGAUUCAUACAUACCUCGAGUUGAUAGGAGCAAUCAAUUUUGGAUGUGAACAGGCUGUAUACAACAGGCCACAACCAGUUGACAAAGUACGAGUCAGAGACCGAAAAGAUACAGUCGAAGCAUACCAGCUUGCACAGCGGCUGCAAUCUAUGCGCACAAGGAGACGUAGGGUCCGAGACCCAUGGGGAAAUUGGUGUGAUGCAAAAGACUUAGAAGGACAAACCUUUGAGCAUCUUUCUGCUGAGGAAUUGGCAAGAAGAAAAGAGGAAAAAUGUAAACCUGUCAAAUCCUCAAAAGUACCAAGACCAACAAAAAGCUCGUUUGAUCCCUUCCAGCUGAUACCUUGUAAUUUUUUCAGUGAAGAAAAGCAGGAGCCAUUUCAGGUGAAAGUGGCUUCAGAAGCACUUUUAAUAAUGGAUUUGCAUGCUCAUGUUUCUAUGGCAGAAGUGAUUGGUCUAUUAGGAGGAAGAUACUCAGAAGUUGAUAAAGUAGUUGAAGUCUGUGCAGCAGAGCCAUGUAAUAGUCUGAGUACAGGACUGCAGUGUGAGAUGGAUCCUGUCUCACAAACACAGGCCUCAGAGACCUUGGCUGUGAGAGGCUAUAGUGUUAUUGGAUGGUAUCAUUCUCAUCCUGCCUUUGAUCCAAAUCCUUCCUUACGAGAUAUUGACACUCAAGCCAAGUACCAGAGUUACUUCUCCAGAGGCGGUGCAAAGUUCAUUGGAAUGAUUGUUAGUCCUUAUAAUCAAAACAAUCCUUUACCUUAUUCCCAGAUAACCUGCCUGGUUAUAAGUGAUGAAAUUAGCUCAGAUGGCUCUUAUCGUUUACCUUAUAAAUUUGAAGUACAACAGAUGCUGGAAGAACCUCAGUGGGGAUUAGUGUUUGAAAAGACAAGAUGGAUAAUAGAAAAAUACCGGCUAUCCCAUAGCAGUGUCCCUAUGGAUAAAAUCUUUCACCGGGAUUCUGACCUGACUUGUUUGCAGAAACUUUUGGAGUGUCUGAGGAAAACUCUGAGCAAAGUGACUAAUUGCUUCAUUGCUGAAGAAUUCUUAACUCAAAUAGAAAAUUUAUUCCUUUCCAAUUAUAAAAGCAAGCAGGAGAAUGGAGUGGCUGAAGAGAACUGUGCUGUGGGUACAAAGGAACUCUUAAUGUAAUUAUUUUAAAGUAAGACAUUCUAAUCUUGAUACAGUGAUCAUGCUUUCAAAGUAAUAUCCUUGAAAUUACUGUAAUUUUGCUAAUAGUGACACAACCUUAAUAUUUUUUCUCUAGCUCACAAAAUCGAAACUUUGCCACAUAAAUGAUGUGACAAAGAGAUACGGACUGGCUUUCAUACAGUGAUUAUCAGAGUGUUGUGUGAAGCAGGGUCUGCUGCAGUGCUGCAGACCAGCCAUGGCCAGUAAGCAGUGCAGGAGACCAAAGGGCUGUCUGCUUUACUGUUGUAUUCAGGUUGAUAAAUGGAAUGUAUCUCUAAUAUUUAUUUCUCCCCAAAUUUUGGUACCUCAUGUCUCUGUCUCAUUAGGAGUACUUCCAUUUUUUUCCAUGUGCUUUGGUGAGAUUUGCUUAUGGUUGCCAAUGAGCUAUGGAUGGAUGGCACUGAGGUAAUUAACAUGGUUGAGAACUAUCGAUAUAAUAAAUCUAACAACAAGCUGUAGGAGGCCAGGGGAGGCAUAAGGAGAAAAUCUUAAACAUAGAGAAGAAACCCAAAGGAGAAAAUCAAAUUGCCAGUUUUUCAGUUAAUAGCGAUUUGUUUCCAUUUUAUUUUAUAGCAGUAAUACUACAGGAUAUUGCCAUUUUCUCAGCUAGCUGAAACCUUUUAUAUGGAUUUCAGAUACAUAAAAUAAUUAGCUUCAACUAUAUGUCCACUUAUAUUCGUAUGUGUGAUGAAACCUCAUUUAAUUAGGACACAGAUAAUCAUAACUCUCGUAUUGGAUUUUUUUCCCCUACUACCUGUUAUCAGGAGAAAGUGGCAAAUUAUAAUAACACUUAAAUAUUAAAUCAGAGAUUUAAUUUUAAAAACAAAAAAGCCUUCCAGGACAUACUACGUAUCUAGCCCAGUUUCAAAUACUUUCUAAAUCUAGAACAGAAGUGAGCAAACUUUUUAUGUAAAGGGACAGUUAAAAACUUGGGCUUUGCAGGUCAAAUACCGUGUCUAUCAGAUAUUCUGCUUUAUACUUUUUUUAUAAUCCUUUAAAAAUAUAAAAACCAUUCUUAUUACCUCGUGAGCCUCACAGAAAAUGGAUUGCUGGCCAUUAUCUUCCAACUCUGCUCUAGAGAAUUAAACACUUGUAAUUUACUUUCAGAUAUACGAACCUGAGACACUGAAAGGCCUUGUUUACAUCAUCUUCAAACAACAAAACUUAAGAUUGUGAUUUACAUUUAAGUACAUUUUCAAGUAAAAUUAGCAAUCAUGCUGCCUGAUUUACUCAAAUGGAUUUCAGUUUAUUCUGUUAGCCAUAGAACUGAUUUAUACCCGUUCUUCAAGCACUCUUAUUAAUAAUAGUUUUAUUACAUCUUACCUGGAUAUGAUUCUGUAUUUUUACCUUUUUUAGUAGUAAUCAUUAGCCACGGAAGAAUAUGACAGUGUCUGAGGGAGUAGUGAGCUAGAUCUAGAUGGCCUAGGUCUUGGCUCAACCUUGUGACUUGGGGGAAAGGGAGGGGUGGAUAAAAGUUGACCUUCUCUAAGCCUAAGUUCUUGUAUAACUGAGAGCUAACUUAUCUUCUUAACAUCCUUCCAGGUCUAAAAUGCAUUUCUCUGUAUGUAGUUAGGAUAAACAAUGAAACAUAAUUUAUAAAGCAAUUCCCUUUGGGACUAGAGGUGUUAAGAGCUGUAGACCAACGUCAGGAAACCUGAGUCCUCAUCCUAAUUCUGUUACUGGUUUCACUCUCUGGAAGUGAUAACAUCACAUAAUCUGUCUGGACCUCAUGCCCUUCACCUGUAAUGCAUGGGUCUGAGUUUUAUGACUUUGUUUUUCCUUCCGAGCACAGAAAGUCUGAUUCUAUGAUACGUAGUAAUUGAUUCGUUUGUAUUUCUUCCUUUUAAUGUGUUUUUCUCAUUGUACAUUGGGAACAUAUCCUAGAAAUUGGUAUGAAUUAACUCUCUUGAUUGACAUUUCCCUAUAAUAUCUAUUAAUUUGGGUGAUAGAAAAUAAUGGAAAUUGUUUAAAAUUCUGUUCUCAAAUCUGGAUCCCUUAUGUGCCAGUAACUAACCAUAUUUUCUAACCUAAGCCAUACUGUGAAGAACUUGAAGAUGGUAAUCCUUGGAGUUUAGAGUGUGGAGAGCACAAUUUUUAAAAUAAUAUAUACUGAGUGUUUUUUUUUUUCCUUGAUGAUAGAGUACAUUUAUCUCAAACUAUUUUUUAAAAAACAGAAACAUAUAUAAAAAUAUAUAAAUCCUAUUAUCUAAAAAACCACAGGUUAACAUUUUAGUAUAAGUUCUUACCCCUUUUUUUUUCCUGGACCAUGUAAUUUUAGAACAUUAUAAUCUGUGAUAUUUUCCUUCUCUCCUUCAUUGUUCGUUCUCCCUGUUUCUUUUUUUCUCUUAUAUUCUUGAAACACUUUUGAAAUUGCAAGUGCCCACCCAUGUUCCUGUCACUGCCAACUUAGGCUGCUUAGGGUAGUUAGAGCCAGGGUGCUGGAGAAGCACAGAGGAAGUCUGUAACUGAGGGCAAUGUAACUAACAUAGGAAGUUCAGGGGGGCAGAGACUCAAAGAAACUUACGUCAGGUGAUGCUUACAGGAGUGGAGACAGGACCUGAAAACAUCCAGAUCUUUUCAUCCUGAUUUGAUUCUUAAGACUGCACAAUGACAAUAAAAUAAUGAACUUAAUUUUUUUUUCUUUUCUUGCUUGACUAGUAGAAAUGGACACUAGUACUUCACAGUAUUAGACUGAGCUCUAUUAAAAAUCUAAUCCCAAAGUAACAUGCAAAAAAGAAAAAUCAGUGGAAUAAGAUCAACAAGAUCAGACUCUCCUCAUCCCUCCAUUAUUUUAUCUUUGAACUGUCUUCAAACCCACAUUAUGUAGGACUUAGACACUUUUGCCUUCUUGGAUGUUGUCUUCCAUAAAAAAUUAAAAAUUAAUUCAUUACAAUUUUAUUUAUAUAAAAUGAGUCUAAUACUAUAUAUAAACAUGUCCUCAAUCUAAAAGAUUGGUUUUUUUCCUUCUGAAUUUAAAAGAUGAAAACAUUUUUUAUGGGCCUUAAAAGUAUUGUGGGCUGGAGGCAUGUUGCCUGAAAGAUAAGGUGGCUCUUCCUAUAUUCUCAAGGAUAUCACUGGAGAAAUAGCAGUCAUGAUUCUGUCGCCUGUAAAACUUAUCUCACAAACCCUGGGGUAGCUUUGCCAUCGCCACCAAGAAUAUUGCAGUUCCUGGGGCUUUAAAUCUAUAGACUUGAACCUUGUUCUUCACUGACAUGACCAAAACUUAAGAAUGUUGCUUGGGAAAAAUCAUCCUCCAAAAAAAAAAAAAAAGAUACACAGUGAUUAGUUUUAGCUUUUAAGUGGAUAUUUUUGUUCUGAUCCUUAAUCUGUAGUUGUGAAGCUCAUGCCACAUAUCCUACCACCUUUUAUUUCUUCAUUUCCUUCAAACACACUCCCACUUUUUACCCACUCCCUCUACUUCUUACCUCUUGGCACAUAGGUACAAGAUGGUUCAUAUAACAUUUGUUGAAAGCAGGGCCUAGAAGGAUAGAGUUGAACAGACCCAUUUGUAUUUCAUGGAAGCUGAUUAAUGCUUCCAUGCCUUCUCUCCAAAACUCUCCUCCCCCACAGGAGUAGAGGUGAGGUCUGUGAUGUGCAGACUGUUAAGUAAGCAGGGUCAGAGCCUCUGCAGCUGUCUGGGCAACAGGGUGAUUGCAGUGUGAACAGGCCAGUCUGUGCAGGCCUCCUGCUCUUCAGUUGGUCAUGUUUUUCUUUCUGGGUCCUAACGAGGUGAGCUGGAAGACUUGCAGGAAGUGAUGUAAUGGCAGGAUGCUUCAGGAUUGAUGCUUUACCUGUGGAUAAAGAGACUUAUGGACAUCUGACCACCUGACAUACAGCUGUCAAUCCUCAGGUCAUCAACAGGCAUUCAGUGGAUGGAUUUCUCAGUAGAAAUUAAAUAAGGGCACCCAAACUUCAUAUUUUUUUUUUAUCGACACUCUCCUUUACCAACAGUAAGAGACUUAAGUCUAGAGUCCUACAUCAUGGCAUUUAGGAAAACUUAUUUCAUCCAAGCACAAAGGAAAAAGCACAUUUUUAUCAUCAUCUCUAUCAUGAUUAAUACAAAAUUUGAUCAGUAUUCUCAGUUUACCAGCAAUUUUAAAUAGUUUUCUUAAAAAUCAAUAUAAAAUUUGGAAUAUUUCCAGGAAAUCACUAUGUGGAGAAUAAUGUCACAUACUUUAACUAAUUAAAUUUCUGACCUUUUCUUAAAUGAUUUUAUGUAUUCUAUUCCUCAAAACUCUGUUUUCUCUGUUUUUUUUCAUUUGCCCUGUAAUUUGUGCCUUCUGGCAUUUUCUGAAUCUUUUUAGCCACCUUAAAAUUUUUGUGGAAAAAGGCAGAGAAUAAAUAUGUUAGCCCCCUAAAUCAGGAGAAAAUCAAAACUUCCCAGAGAAGCUGUGAUUAUACCAGAUGCUCUGUACUGAACUAAAUUUGAGAAGGUAAAAUUAACUCAUGAUAUCUGGGUUGUUUGUAUUUUCUUCCUUUGAAUAUAUUUAUGAAUAUAUUCAUAAGAAUUUUAAUUUCAGGGGAAAAUGCCUUAUGUGCUGUCUUUGAGGUUUCCUAGAGUAGUCUCUUAGGAUUUAAGAAGAAUGUUAACUAGGAUUUCAUAGUUUGUACUCCUGUUUCAUAGGUUACCACAGAACAUUUGUUUAAAGCUAUGAAUUAUAAAAUAGUAUUUAGAAUCCAGCAUGAUUUAAAUAGACUGGUCAUAGAUCUUUGAAUUUGUGUAUUUGAUGUGUAAAUUAUAAAUUGUGUAUUAUGUAUAUGUAUCAUAUAAGUUUACUGUGAUUAUCGAUGAACCUAUUGCUAUUGUUCCCCAAAUGUUAUUAGUGUUGAUGGAUUUCUUUUAUUACUUUGAAUUUUGGAAUGUUCUAUAAUUAAAAGAUAAUGACAUAAACUAUUUUGUACAUUUAAAUAUGAUGCCACAUUGUCUAAAUCUAUAUUAAAUAAUAUUGUAAAUAUUGUUUAUACAGUUAUGAAAGCUUCUCAAAAUGGUUGGACUCUUCUCCCUAUACUAAACAAUGACAUGUUAUAAAAUAUCUGAUUUUAAGCUUUGAGAUUUUUAGCUUGUGAUAAAAAUUAAAGGGAAACAUUCUGAAGAUUCUAUAUAAAUAAAAUUCUGAGAAAAAGUG
Nyctereutes procyonoides (raccoon dog) is the source of this 7681-nucleotide messenger RNA. It is a transcript of the gene MYSM1, whose product is annotated as Myb like, SWIRM and MPN domains 1. The transcript has 20 exons. Gene Ontology annotation, biological process: double-strand break repair. Gene Ontology annotation, cellular component: BRCA1-A complex; BRISC complex. The record is from RefSeq and is a predicted model, not a curated record. Gene Ontology annotation, molecular function: metallopeptidase activity; polyubiquitin modification-dependent protein binding. Bases 18 to 2516 code for a protein of 832 amino acids. Lineage: Eukaryota; Metazoa; Chordata; Mammalia; Carnivora; Canidae.